Messenger RNA from Aspergillus ibericus CBS 121593, 1580 nucleotides. Its product is annotated as MCT family MFS transporter. The record is from RefSeq and is a predicted model, not a curated record. Gene Ontology annotation, molecular function: transmembrane transporter activity. Gene Ontology annotation, biological process: transmembrane transport. The transcript has 5 exons. The coding region runs from base 57 to 1373 and encodes 438 amino acids. Gene Ontology annotation, cellular component: fungal-type vacuole membrane. NCBI's taxonomy places the organism in Eukaryota, Fungi, Ascomycota, Eurotiomycetes, Eurotiales, Aspergillaceae.
CUCGUCUUCAGUGGCUCGGCUCCUCGAACCUCUUCCUCUUUCUCAAGCACGUGAAUAUGGCUCCGCCGGCGAAGGAAAAUGAUGCUCAGCGGCUGCCUGAGGCUUCGAAUGGGCAGGACCCCGAAAAGCCCUAUCUGGCGGUGGCCGAUCGCUCGAAACCACCGCAAGAAGCCCCCGAUGGGGGGCUGACGGCGUGGCUAGUAGUCCUGGGGUCGUGGUGUGUGCUGUUCUGCAGCUUUGGGUGGAUCAACAGCAUUGGAACAUUCCAGGAGUACUAUGAAACAGACUUACUGCGGGAGUACUCAGCCAGUACGAUUGCCUGGAUCCCCUCGCUACAGAUCUUCUUCAUGUACGCCAUGAGCGCGGUGGUCGGACUCCUGUAUGAUCACUUUGGGCCGCACUGGCUUCUCCUCGUCGGAAGCUUUCUCCAUGUCUUCGGUUUAAUGAUGGCCUCCAUCUCCACCGAGUAUUAUCAGAUCCUUUUGUCUCAAGGGGUCUGCAGUGCCAUCGGCGUGUCGAUCAUCUUCCAGCCCGCUAUCAGCGUCAUCCCCGGCUGGUUCCAUCGCAAGCGCGGCGCCGCGUUCGGCAUUACCACCAGCGGCUCCAGCAUCGGCGGCGUGAUCCUCCCCAUCAUGAUGGAGAAGUUAAUCACCAGGGCCGGCUUCGGCUGGGCCAUGCGCAGUGGCGCCUUUUUGAUCCUCGGUCUCUUGAUCAUCGGCAACCUCACCAUCCGAUCUCGUCAACCUCCCCGGCCCAAGUCCCUCUCGCGCGACGCCCUCCUCCAACCGUUUCACGAACCGAAGAUGAUGCUCGUCAUCGUCGGCUUUGUGCUCCUCACCUUUGGCGUCUUCAUCCCAAUGGAUUACUUAGUCGUCGAAUCCCUCAGCAACGGGAUGCAUCCCUCGCUCGCCCAGUACAUGCUCCCCAUUCUCAACGCCGGCAGCCUUUUCGGCCGUCUCAGUGCCGGCCUCUUUGCCGACCGCUUUGGCCCUUACAACAUCUUCAUCCUUGUCUGCUACCUCGCCGGCAUCCUGAUCCUCGCUCUCUGGAUCCCCGCCACCAGUACCGCCGCCAACAUCGUCUUCGCCAUCUUAUUCGGCUUCUCCUCCGGCGCCUACGUCGCCCUGGCCGCCGCCCUCGUCGUCAAAAUCUCCCCUUUCCCCCAGAUCGGGUACCGCAUCGGUCUCGUCUUCUUCUUCGCCUCCUUUAGCGGCUUGACCACGAACCCCAUUGCCGGCGCCAUCCUCGCCCAGAAUCACGGCUCGUAUACAGGCAUGAAGGUGUUCGCCGGCGUGCUGUUGUUGGCCGGCACGUCUCUGAUCCUGGUCGCCAGGAUUAUGCAGACGGGCUGGACGGUGUUGGCGCGGUUUUGAGAUGGCGAGACGGCGUCUCGCGUGCUGCUCCCGGAUUUUCCUCUUCCUACUGGAUCUGUUUCUUCACUUCUUCUGUUUCCCACUUGGGACACGCCAUGUCUCUGGGGUCUUCGUCUUACCUUUUCUUACGGCAUGGACGUUUCUUGCAGGAUCGCCAUUCUACAUUUUCACCUCUUGGCACUGGCAUGUGAAUAGAAUAAUAGUCAU